AUGAAACCAGAUACAUCGCCUCUGCUAGAACCGGGUUCGGGUACAGCAUCAUCAAAUUCGUCACCUCCUUCACCUAAACUAUUGGAUACAUUUCUUGCAGAUGCACCUAAUACACCUAUUACGCCGUUUACUAAUCGGGAUUCUGGCAACAAUACGGAUAAUACAUCACCUCUUGAUUUUUAUAGUCAAGAUGAUAAAGAUGUAUGUGUUAUUACACCUGAGGAAGCGUCAUCACCAUUUAUAUUUGCACAAAAAGAUCAAGAGUUAUCAAAUAAUGAAAAAUGUGUACCAAAAGUAUCUACAGUAUAUUUUGAAAAAGCAAAUUCAGAGUAUUCAGAUGGUGAAGCAAGUUUUUCUAUUCCUGAUAUUUCAUCAUUAUCAUGUAAAGAUUUGAAUGAAGAAGGUAUAAAAAAGGGUGUUCAAUAUGAAGGGGGUGUGUUAGUUAAGCCUGAAGAAAAUAAAACAUCAUGCCUUUUAUCAAAGGAGACGAUGUUUUCUCAUGAAACUAUAUAUCCUGCUAAAAAAGUAGGGGAAUCAUCAGAAAAUCGAGGACGUCCAGCAGCAUGUUUGUUUGUUGCUAGUUUAUCAUCAUCUCGUACAGAUGAAGAAUUAUGUGCAUCUGUUACAAACCAUUUUCGCAAGUGGGGUAAUUUGCUUAAUGUAAAAGUAUUAAAGGAUUGGAUGCAACGACCGUAUUCUUUUGUACAGUUUGAAAAUUUCGAGGAUGCAAAAAGAGCUUUGCGUGAAGCUCAUAAUACAGUUAUUGAUGGGCGGCAUAUCCGUGUAGAAAAGGCGCGUGUUAAUCGUACGCUUUAUAUUUCUCGAAUUGGACAGUCAUUAGAAGAACAGGAUGUGAAAAACUUGCUUGAGCCAUAUGGUGAAAUCGAGGAUAUCGUAAUUCCUUCUAGUUCUAAUCAAAUGCUCCGUAAUGAUAUGGGAAAAUGUUGUUUUGCUCGUUUUGCUUUUAGGGAUGAUGCGAUUCAGGCGUUUAGUAAUCUUCGUCGUAAUGGGAAUUGGAUUGUUGAAUGGGCGCAGAACCUUGAUCAAAAUACUUCACAAAUACCAAUGAUUCCUAUUGAUAAAACUUCUGUUUUUGUAGGACAGUUAAAUCCUUCCUUGGUGACUAGGGAAUCUCUUUUAAAUAGGUUUAAAAAAUACGGGGAAAUUGUUGAUUGUAGCCUUGUUAAUAAACCUAAUUCUAAUCGAACUGCUUUUGCUUUUUUGCAAUUUGAAUCAGCUACUAGUGCAUCUGCUGCUGUUGAAAAUGAGAAUAACAGUAAUUUCCUUGAUAGAGUAAUUAGAGUACAGUUUCGCGAGUUGUAUGAUAAAACUGAUUUGUCCACAUAUGAUUCAAGAUCGUUGCUGCCUUCUAUUAAUCCUCAAUCUCAAUUUGCUUGUAAAUUUCCCCUUUCAGUUCCAUUUAUUCCGAGAUUGCGUUCUAGGUCAAAUGAUUCUUUGUCUCUAACAAAUAGAGGUUCUAUUUAUGGGCAAGAUAAUUCUGGUGUACAUGGUUAUUACCCAGAAGUGACUAAUCAGGCAUUUUCUAUGCGAUCACAUGAGGCAUUUAUGGCAGCUUAUAGAGCUGCAUUAGCUGCGACUACGUCUUUGAACCAACCUUCUGCAAUUAAUACUCAGAAUGGAUAUUCCGGAAACAUUCAAGUGCCAUAUCCAGGCACUCCUGUCGGAUUAACGAAUUAUAUUAAUUCAAAUUCUUCUACUUCAGGAUAUGCUAACCAGCAUACAAUGAUGAAUAUUCAUCAAAAUUCUAAUAUUAUACCUUCACCGUUUUAUUAUUUUGCUGGAGGAAUGAGUGUUCCUCCUCAAAAUAUAACGUCAAAUUCUUUAAAUCAGGAUAGUUUAUCUCCUCAACAGGAACGUGUUAAAGGAAACAAUGUUUCUCCUCCCUUUUUAUCACAUUGGGGUGCAUUUGUUCCUACAUUUAUCCAUGGGCCAGGAACAUCUAUGCAAGCAUCUGUAUCGUUGCCAGGGCAUUCUUUUUCGCAUCAGGACUCGAUGAAUAGAUUUUAUCAUUUUCCUGAGGGUAUUUCUAAUGGUUCUAUGCAUCCCGCAUGGGAUCCGUCCUUUGGUUAUUAUCGUCUUGAUAAUCAGUGCUCUCCAGAGAUGCUUGCGUUUCCUGUACAAGUGCCGACUGUUCAAGACAAUUUGAGUUCUAGUUUUCCUGUGUAUGGAGAAGUUUCAGGACAUAAUACGGAUCAAAAUGUUCAUCCACCUUAUUCACAUAAUCAGGCUACUGUUAAUGGAGGGAUUACAACUUAA
Pneumocystis murina B123 is the source of this 2277-nucleotide messenger RNA. RefSeq lists its product as hypothetical. Gene Ontology annotation, molecular function: RNA binding. The record is from RefSeq and is a predicted model, not a curated record. Lineage: Eukaryota; Fungi; Ascomycota; Pneumocystomycetes; Pneumocystales; Pneumocystaceae. The coding region runs from base 1 to 2277 and encodes 758 amino acids. The transcript is spliced from 9 exons.